Molecule: messenger RNA, 1367 nt
Organism: Moneuplotes crassus
Lineage: Eukaryota; Ciliophora; Spirotrichea; Euplotida; Euplotidae
Source: the annotation of a GenBank genome assembly
AUGAGGCCUAGCUCUAAUCUGUGAUCUUAUAGGAACAACACUAUUGCAGAUCCACCUAAGGUGCCAGUUCAAGUGCUCAAAGUAGAUGAGAGUAUUAUGAUAAGCCAAGUAAAAAGUCCACAUAGAAACCAGAAUAAUGAUAAGGAUGAUAACUUUUCUCCACAAUCAUCCUUGAAGCUAUCUGCCAGGAAGAACUCUGCAUUCGAGGUUCCGAAUGCUACCCCAGCUGAAGGGACAGAUAAGAACUCUAAACCUCAGGUGAGCAUGUCUCCUACAAUGGUUCAUCAAAAAGAAAAGCUUGGAUCUGUUUUAGAUCAUUGGAACGAGGCUGAGAAGAACUUAUCAGCUGUUGAGACCUUACUUAUGAUUAAAAAGAAUAGUCUCCUGAGUAGCACCAAGAAGAGAUCUGGCUCUAUUGGGUGCUCUAGCCUUCUCAAAGACGCCUUGAAGGUGACUUCCCAUAUUGGUGGAGACAAUUUGAAAUCUGUUAUUCCUAACACCAAUAUUCAGCAGGACAAGUCUCUGAAAAUAAAACUUUGAAAAGAGGAUCCAGAGCAAAGUGAAAAUAAGUCAGAAGACAAAGAAGAGGAGGUGGUCCUUCGCCACCCAAGACAUGGGGAGCUCUCCCAGAGAAGAGAUGUCAUUUUCAAAACCAUCUUCAGAGAUAUGAGGAAAUACUACAGACAGAAUUUUAAUGAGACUACCGGGUAUGUCUCCAGGAAAAGAUACAAGAGGAAAGAUUUCUAUCUUGUCUGAGUUGAUGAAUACAUUCAGUCUCAACACAUCAAGCCUCUCUCCAUGAAGAACAGUAAGAAUAUCAAGGACUUCAACAUCUACCUAGGGGCUCUUAUUUAUCCAAAGGAAUUAGAGGCAAUUCUGCAGAAAACUCCUCAAAAGAAAAUAGCCAAGGAAAUUUAUGAUGCCCUUUACAAGUUUUCACUUGGCAAAAUGAAGAGUAUAUUGAUCAAAGAUGGCAUCCACAAUUUAUUCAUGCAUUAUUACGAGAAGGAAAUUCUGAACGGUGACCGCCUCAAGGAGACCCCUGAAGCCUCUAUGGCAUCCAACAAUACAAUGACUAAACAUAGGAAGUUGUACCUCGAAGCAUUCAAGGUGAUGUCCCAAGUCAACAGAAGGAAGAAGAGUCUUUUCUAAACUAGACCUGCCCAGACCAGCUCUAGGAUAAUCCUCUUGAGGAUUCUUCUAUAGUGAAAAUGACAUGAGUGUAAUACUUCCUGAGUAGAGCUAGUCAGCUGGAGGAUGCUCUUAAUUCAGAGAAAAUAUUACAGGCUCCUUGAAACAUAGAUUAUUCUAAAUAAGAUUGAUAUCUUCUGAAGAGAAUUAUCUUAUUUAAAAUAAAGAAAGCUUCA